This is a messenger RNA of Hibiscus syriacus, 1254 nucleotides long. RefSeq lists its product as uncharacterized. Gene Ontology annotation, molecular function: ubiquitin-protein transferase activity. NCBI's taxonomy places the organism in Eukaryota, Viridiplantae, Streptophyta, Magnoliopsida, Malvales, Malvaceae. The coding region runs from base 212 to 523 and encodes 103 amino acids. The record is from RefSeq and is a predicted model, not a curated record. Gene Ontology annotation, cellular component: nucleus. Gene Ontology annotation, biological process: mitotic cell cycle checkpoint signaling; protein ubiquitination; ubiquitin-dependent protein catabolic process. The transcript is spliced from 3 exons.
CCGAUACGAUACUUUGGUGUUGACCUUUGACUCCGUGUGCUUCGCUUCUAUGUCAGCCGCUCUCUUCCGCAGCAAGCUUUUCUGUUUAUUAUUUAAUACUAAAAUUUCUAAUGUUCAUAGAAGAAACGAAACACUAUAUAUCUCUGAAACUAAAACCACAACAACCCAGUCCCAGGCUGCAGUUUUAUAUGAUAGCACCUCCAUUUGAUUCAUGGCAGAAGUUGGGGAAUGUUCUUCUGCCUCCCAAAUUUGGGCUAAGCUUGUUCCGUUAGGUGUGCAAGAGUCGGAUAUUGAGAUAUGUUCAGAUGAGAUUAUAGUAAGUUCUCAGAUCACACUUUCUUCCCAAGUGAAGCGUGACUGGUGCAAAAUAACAAGGAAUGUGAAUAUGUUAUCCGCGAUGAUGCAAAAUAAAAGUUCAAAUGAUAUGCUUGUUGAUGAUGCUGUUGUCCAAAGCGGAGAUGUCAUUGAAAUCAAAUCUGGCACUGAAAUAGUUUUGGGUCUUAAUAGAGAAGGUCAGCUUUAGUUUAUUUGAUUGUUCUUUUUCCAUAACUGCCUUGUUUAUGACUGAAUCAUUUUAGUAGAUCACUCUGUAACUUGUUCCUUACAUUGUUUAUCUUCUUGAUUUAGAUAGUAAUCUAUUCAAAGUGCAUCUCAUUGAUUAAAGUUGCCAAUCGAUAUCAAUGAUUAGAUUGUGAAGUGUUGCGAUUGCUUUCUGAUUCUCCUUUUCAAAUUAAAGGGACAUGUGAGUUUAGUAUCUAUUGAAAAUGAGGGCACUAUCAUUUUCUUAAGUUUUUAUCAUUCGACUGGAGGGAGUUGGACAUUGUUCUCGAGGGUCAGGGGUUCUCUCUUCCCUCAAAAGGUGAUGGUUUGAGUUGAAUAUUGUUUAGUGUGACAAAAAGGUUAUAAGAGAGGGAAACAUCUUCAUGGAUAAUAUGCUAUGCCUUUUGGAGUUUACUGUUGGUUUCAUACCCUGCUGCUACAUAAUUUUAUAAACAGAAGUUAUCACUAUUAGGAACUCUUUACAUCUUGAUCAAUACAGAUCAUUUUGUUUUUUCUGAAUUUGGAUUUUUCUGCUUAUAAACAAGUUCAGCCUUAUUUGUUAUACUCCAAAAUAAACUGGCAAAAAUGGUACUUACCAGCUACCACAAUACUUUCAAAAAAUGUGUUGUCUAAAUUUUAUAUUGUUUUAUAUAUGUCACAUUAAGGACCUUUGGAACUGAAAAAUCAUUGUCAUAUUUGGAUAAUUGGCUUUAG